AGGCGGGCGAACCACUUGACCCGACGGGAAGAUCGGCUGCAGCGGUGCAAGGGGUCCAGGAGUGACCUAGGGCUGUGGAAAGCGACCCGUGGCCUUGUGCUUCAGGGACGGAGGCUCCGGACUGGACGGGCGUCGCUCUGAGAGUUCACCACCUAGGAUGACUUCAGUGACUAGAUCAGAGAUCGUAAAUGAAAAAGGACCAGUGAUGUCUAAGACUCAUGAUCAUCAAUUGGAAUCAAGUCUCAGCCCUGUGGAAGUGUUUACUAAAACAUCUGCCUCCCUGGAGAUGCAUCAAGGCGUUUCAGAGGAAAGAAUUCACCUUGGCUCUAGCCCUAAAAAAGGGGAAAAUUAUGAUCUCAGCCACGAGGAAAGACUUCACUCAAGGUCCCUUCAUUUGUCCCCUCAAGAACAAUUUGCCAGUUAUCAAGACAGGAGGCAAUCCUGGCGGCGAGCAAGUAUGAAAGAAACGAACCGGCGGAAGUCACUGCAUCCCAUUCACCAGGGCAUCACAGAGCUCAGCAGGUCUAUCAGUGUCGAUUUAGCAGAAAGCAAACGGCUUGGCUCUCUCCUGCUUUCCAGUUUCCAGUUCUCUGUUCAGAAACUUGAACCUUUCCUAAGAGACACUAAGGGCUUCAGCCUUGAAAGUUUUAGAGCCAAAGCAUCUUCUCUUUCUGAAGAAUUGAAACAUUUUGCAGACAGACUGGAAACUGACGGAACUCUACAAAAAUGUUUUGAAGAUUCAAAUGGAAAAGCAUCAGAUAUUUCUCUGGAAGCAUCUGUGGCUGAGAUGAAGGAGUACAUAACAAAAUUUUCUUUAGAACGUCAGACUUGGGAUAAGCUCUUGCAGCACUACCAGCAGGAGGCUGAAGAGAUGUUGUCCAGAGGAUCAACUGAGGCGAAAAUUACUGAGGUCAAAGUGGAACCUAUGACAUAUCUUGGGUCUUCUCAGAAUGAAGUUCUUAAUACAAAGCCUGACUACCAGAAAAUAUUACAGAACCAGAGCAAAGUCUUUGAUUGUAUGGAGUUGGUGGUGGAUGAGCUGCAAGGAUCAGUGAAAGAGCUGCAGGCCUUUAUGGAUGAAAGUACCCAGUGCUUCCAGAAGGUGUCAGUACAGCUUGGGAAGAGAAGCAUGCAACAAUUAGAUCCCUCACCAGCUCGAAAACUGCUCAAGCUUCAGCUACAGAACCCACCUGCCACACAUGGAUCUGAAUCUUGUCAGUGACCUUAUGAGCUUUUCUGCCACAAGGUGCCCGACAGGAGAGGAAUGGGAAAAGUGCCCCAGAACGUGGUGACUAUGUGAUUUCUGCUCUGUUGCCUUUGAAGAUAACUGGCAGGACUGACUGUAGAGCACUUUGACUUUUUUCAAAAAGUGAUGGAAUGUAUGCAUCCAAAUGAACAUUGUAUAGAUGUUUUUCACAGCAAUGUGCAAAAUGCUUGAAAGUUUAACCUUCUUUUUUGAAAUCAUCUUCAGAUCCAGUGACCCAUUCUUUUAUCCUUAUCCUGUAAAGAUGUUUUUCAGGUUUUGAAAAAUCUAAGUCAUUUAGGACAAAGUCUAAGGAAACAUUUUAGUGGCCAAGUUAGAUUCUGGUUGUAAAGGAAUGAUACUAAUUUUCUAGUAUGGCUCUGAAGGUGAUUUUAGGUAGAAGAGUUUUGAGGCUGGGUGCAAUGGCUCACGUCUGUAAUCCUAGCACUUUUGGAGGCUGAGGCGGGUGGAUUGCUUGAGGCGGGUGGAUUGCUUGAGCCUAGAAGUUCAAGACCAGUCUGGGAAAUAAGGUGAAACCCUGUCU
This is a messenger RNA of Saimiri boliviensis boliviensis (Bolivian squirrel monkey), 1787 nucleotides long. RefSeq names its product DSN1 component of MIS12 kinetochore complex (gene DSN1). Gene Ontology annotation, cellular component: MIS12/MIND type complex. NCBI's taxonomy places the organism in Eukaryota, Metazoa, Chordata, Mammalia, Primates, Cebidae. The record is from RefSeq and is a predicted model, not a curated record. Gene Ontology annotation, biological process: cell division; chromosome segregation.